This is a messenger RNA of Octopus sinensis (East Asian common octopus), 1247 nucleotides long. RefSeq names its product achaete-scute homolog 1a-like. Lineage: Eukaryota; Metazoa; Mollusca; Cephalopoda; Octopoda; Octopodidae. Gene Ontology annotation, biological process: developmental process; regulation of transcription by RNA polymerase II. Gene Ontology annotation, molecular function: RNA polymerase II transcription regulatory region sequence-specific DNA binding; DNA-binding transcription factor activity, RNA polymerase II-specific; protein dimerization activity. The record is from RefSeq and is a predicted model, not a curated record. The transcript is spliced from 2 exons. The coding region runs from base 165 to 893 and encodes 242 amino acids.
CAUCGCUAUCUUCGUUACCAACACUGUCAUCAUUGUCAUCAUUAUCGUCAUCAUCAACAGCAGCAGCAGCAGUACAAGCGGCAGCAGCGGCGGCGGCGGCAGCGGUGCAAGCAGCAGUUGGAAAUACAACGGUGGUGGCACAACAAGCAGCGGCACGAAAUACAAUGACAGCGGCACUGGUGCCGGAACCAAUGGUGGUAGAGUCGACGCUGACGUCAUCGGCUACAACCACGACGACGACGGCGACUGCGAUGAUGGCUGCGACGACGACGACGAACGCGUUUUCAACGACGGCGAAAGCAUUUUCAACGACCACGGCAGUGGCGGCAACGAACGGGUUUCCAACGACGACGACGACGGCGGCGACCACAAACUCCACAACGACGACGACGACUCCCAAUUCGAAAUCAGUCCGUACGAUAUCGAUGAAAGAGAACGCACGCGAGCUGAUGAACUGUAAGCGACGUCUUGAUUUCAACCACACCAACUACUUGCCGUUGCAUCGACCACAGACAGUUGCCGUGGCUCGGCGCAACGAACGCGAAAGGAACCGCGUUAAGUUGAUCAACAUGACUUUUGCCACGCUUAGAGAACAUAUACCGAACGGUCCGAAGGGCAGUAAGAACAAAAAAAUGAGCAAAGUAGAAACUUUACGAGCAGCCAUUGACUACAUCCACUAUCUACAGGACCUUGUUGAGGAUAGUGACACCGUCAACACUAUCUUCGAUAGUAGCUGUUUGACCGCUGCCGGAUUAACGGCUGCCGGUUUAACGAAUGGAAUAUACCAGACUACCGCUAUGAACUCGCCGCGACCGAGUUCUUGCUCGGAUAGUUCUUAUGAAGGACUUAGUGCUGAAGAAGAAGAAUUAUUGGGAUUCACAAAAUGGUUCUGAAAAAAAAAAAGUACUGAAAAAAGUAAAAGAAACAAGUUCUAUAGCAUGUGCAUUCAUGCAUGCGUAUAUAUAUAUGUACAUAUAUAUAUAUAUAUAUUUUAUGUAUAUAGCCAUAUAUAUACACGCACACAAAACAACAAAGACCUGAAAUAAUGAAAAUCAUAUGAAAAUAAAAAGGAAAAAAAAUGUCAGGAAAUCGCUGCAGAGGAAACAGCCACAUGUUCAUAACGAAAAAUUGAAUUGAAAACUCGCUGUCAUUCCGUUGAUGGAAAGUUUCUCUACAGAACCAAUUUGUCGUGUCAGCAUGUGAAAUUGCCAAAAAAAAAAAAAAAGAAGAAGAAUAAAAUCUAGAAU